Molecule: messenger RNA, 2951 nt
Organism: Ixodes scapularis (black-legged tick)
Lineage: Eukaryota; Metazoa; Arthropoda; Arachnida; Ixodida; Ixodidae
Gene: Cog3
Product: conserved oligomeric Golgi complex subunit 3
Exons: 19
Coding region: 11-2623 (870 amino acids)
Biological process (GO): intracellular protein transport; intra-Golgi vesicle-mediated transport; Golgi organization
Cellular component (GO): cis-Golgi network; COG complex; membrane
Source: RefSeq, a predicted model, not a curated record
AUGUGGCAACAUGGCAUCCGUGUCGAAUGUAAACAUGAAGGAGAUCAAGGAAAAACUAGAAAACUGGGAUCACCCUUCCGAGCCCCUCGCACCGCUGUCUGAAACACAGCGAGACGGAAUUUCACAGCUGAUGGCUCACGUCGCCGAGCGGCCCAUGCCAGUCGGGAUGAAAGUAAAGGUGCCUGUGAGUCCGGACCACGAUCGCGACACGCCACCGCCCAUUCCGGAAUUCUCUGAACUGCCAGAAUGCUUACAAAAGGUGCUCAAGGGUGACACCCAAAUCACAAACGCACAGCAGUUCCUGACCUGGUUCUCCGAAGUAGAGGAGAAGAUGAUGGAGGAGAACGACUGGGAGUACACAGAGUAUGUAAACACCACAACGGCCUACUUGAGCCAGUGCUGCGAGCUGCUGAGGGAGAUUGACACAUCGAUGGCUCAGCUGAGGCUGCUUCAAGAGGAAUAUCUGUUUGUGUCAAACAAAACAAAUGCGCUACACGAAGCCUGUGAACACUUGCUGGAAGAUCAGGUCUGUAUUUUGACAUGUCGGAACAUUUGUGCACUUUACUCACACCCCGUUGCUUUUCAGUCAAAGCUCAUGAACGCCGUCGAAACCAUUGCGGAGAAACUUCGCUACUUUACGGAACUAGACACUCUUUCUCAGAAAAUUGGAUCACCAAACACCUCCGUGUUGAGUGAGACAUUCGUUCCGCUGCUUACGAGGCUUGACGAGUGCAUCCACUACCUCGAAACAAAUUCCCAGUACAAGGAAGCGUCGACAUACCUGGCAAGGUUCCGACACCUGCAGUGGCAGGCACUCGAAAUGGUGCGCUCCUAUGUGACGAGCACGCUCGAGCACACUACCCAUCAGGUGCUCUCACGGAAGGACAUCCUCUGCUCCGCCGACAAUGCCUUCGCGCUGCUCUACGGGAAGUUCCGGACCCAUGCCCCCCGCAUCCACUCCCUGGUGGCCCAGAUCGAAGAGCGGGUCGAGCGGAAUUCCCAGUACCAGGAGCUCCUCGACGGCUGCCAUCAGUGCUACUUCAGCCAACGGGAGACCUUGCUGGGACCCAGCGUGUCCACGGCAAUGAACGAGCUGGCCACCGCGCACCAGAGAGACCACUGUUCCCUUGUGAGGAGUGGCUGUGCAUUCCUGGUUCACCUCUGCGAGGAUGAACACCAGCUCUACAUGCAGUUCUUCACCAAGACAGCACCGCUCUUAGAUGAUUUCCUCGGGCGGUUAUGUGGGAGGCUCUACGACGUCUUCCGACCUAUAAUUAUUCACAUAAACCACUUGGAAACACUGGCAGAGCUUUGCAGCAUCCUAAAGGUGGAGAUGAUGGAGCAGCACAUAGCAGCAAAUCCCAAUGAACUUAGGGCAUUUGGGAAAAUUGCCCAGCAGAUGCUCGAAGAUGUGCAAGAGAGGCUGGUCUACAGGACAUUGGUCUACAUACGGACAGACAUUCUGGGAUACAAUCCGGCGCCCGGUGACCUCGCAUACCCGGAAAAACUGGAAAUGAUGGAGAGCAUCGCAGAAAGCCUCGCCCAGAACUCCCUGAGUCGUUCGAGCUCUCACGGAUCUCUGGUCUCGAUCGGGUCGUCGGCCUCUGGCACUUUUGUCGGUGGGGCCGCCCCAACAUCACUGGGCAAGCAGGAAGGGGCGGCGGUGCUGCAGGUGUCCUCCUCCGAACACGUCACCGAGGCGGCUGGCAACAUGACGCAGACCACGAUGGCGGGCGUGCAGAACUCGGAGGCAAAGCACAAAGGAUAUUCCCCAGCUGACUUGCAUGGAAUGUGGUAUCCUACCGUGCGAAGAACGCUGGUUUGCCUCUCCAAACUUUACCGGUGCCUAGACAAAACAAUCUUCCAGGGGCUCAGCCAGGAAGUCCUGGCCAUGUGCAUAGAGUCUCUCUCAGCUGCUGGGAAAGAAAUUUCGAAGAACAAGACCCCACUAGAUGGGGAGCUCUUCCAGAUCAAGCACCUGCUGAUUCUACGUGAGCAGAUCACUCCUUUCCAAAUCGACUUUGCCAUUCGGGAGACAUCACUAGACUUCACAAAGAUCAGAGAGGCUGCACUGAGCUUAUACAACAAGAAAUCAAGACUGUUCUCCUUUGGGACCAACAAUGCACUCUUGGAGUUUGUGCUUGAGGGUACACUACAGAUCAGAGAGAACCUCAUUGAUUCCAAGAAGGCAGUGGACAACCAACUGAAAACGAUGUGCGAAGAGUUCAUUGCCCACACAGCCCAGCUGUUAAUAGGACCGAUUCAACCGUUCCUUGAUAAGGCAAACGUUAUCCUGCAAGUGCAACAUCAAGAGCCCACACGAACAGUUUCACUACGAAACCAGCCAUUUGCAGCCCCAGAAACGGUCUCCAAUGUGGUGAGCAAUGCCUACCGCCACCUGAAGGAGACUCUCACGUCACUGGCGAGGAGCAUGUCCCUGUACCUUGCCAACAAGGACACGGAACAGAUCCUCUUCAAACCUGUCAAGACAAAAGUCUUGGCUGCCUACGAGAACCUGAACCAAAUUGUCAAGACAAGUUAUUUGGAUGAGGACCAACUCAUAAUUGCUUGUCCGUCUGUAGAGCAGAUCAACGUGGUUCUAACGUCAUUCCAAGCCAAAUGAUCACACCACUUGCGUUGGGAUUCUCAAAGAACGGGAGACCAUUACAUGCAACGAAUUCCAGGGAUGGUUGAGGUGCACUGCCGCCAGCAGAAUCGUCGUACGAAUCCGUCUAGCUUCCACUGGCAUCGCUGGAAUUGUAGCUGCGCUACCGAUGUUAUCAGAAGAGGGGAUGCUGUAUAUACAUAUCUGUACAAAGUUGGCUAAGUUAUUGGAGCAUGCACCGGUAUGAAAGUAUCCACAUGUUUCUAUGUUUUAUAGACAAAGGCAUUACGAGGUACACGGAGAAAUUAAAACAUUCACAUGUAAAAGUGUGAACUUGGGGGCCUGA